This is a messenger RNA of Sungouiella intermedia, 408 nucleotides long. The record is from the annotation of a GenBank genome assembly. Lineage: Eukaryota; Fungi; Ascomycota; Pichiomycetes; Serinales; Metschnikowiaceae.
AUGAGUGACGCCGUUACUAUCAGAACUAGAAAGGUUAUCACCAACCCAUUGUUGGCUAGAAGACAGUUUGUCGUUGACGUCUUGCACCCAAACAGAGCUAACGUCUCCAAGGAUGAGUUGAGAGAGAAGUUGGCUGAGUUGUACAAGGCCGACAAGGACGCUGUUUCCGUUUUCGGUUUCAGAACCCAGUUCGGUGGAGGAAAGUCUACCGGUUUCGGUUUGGUUUACCAGUCCGUUGCUGACGCCAAGAAGUUCGAGCCAGCUUACAGAUUGGUGAGAUACGGUUUGGCUGAGAAGGUCGAGAAGGCUUCCAGACAGCAGAGAAAGCAGAAGAAGAACAGAGACAAGAAGAUCUUCGGUACCCAGGCAUCCCACGCCAAGAAGGUUGCCAAGAGAAACGCUGAUUAG